Molecule: messenger RNA, 4558 nt
Organism: Passer domesticus (house sparrow)
Lineage: Eukaryota; Metazoa; Chordata; Aves; Passeriformes; Passeridae
Gene: NCOA1
Product: nuclear receptor coactivator 1
Biological process (GO): positive regulation of transcription by RNA polymerase II; cellular response to hormone stimulus
Cellular component (GO): nucleus
Molecular function (GO): protein dimerization activity; nuclear receptor binding
Source: RefSeq, a predicted model, not a curated record
GAGCCGGAGCCCCGCAGCCGCGCCGCGCCGCCCAGCCGAGGGGCCCCGGCCGGCCCGGGGAGAGCCCCUGAGGGGAGCCGGGGCCGCCAGCACCGCCCGCCGCCCUCCCCCGGCGGCUCCCGCAGGCCGCAGCCCCCGGGGCCCGGCCCGGCCGCGGGAGUCGCUGCGGCGCUGCCCGCGGCCUCGGCCCUGGCAGCGGCAGGAUUUGGGAUUUUAAAUUCCCAUGGAAUUCCCGAGCUUUUAGGAUUUCCCUGGAAAAUUCCAAAUUUCCCAUGGUCCAUCUCUCACCUCCACAAUUCCCAGGUGCCCGGUAGGUGCCACCAUGAGCGGCCUGGGGGAGGCCGGCGCGGACGCGGCCAGCGGCGAGGGGCGCAAACGGCGCGGAUCCCCCUGCGAGCACCCGCACAGCGCGGAGAAGCGGCGGCGCGAGCAGGAGCAGCGCUACCUGGCCGAGCUGGCCCAGCUGCUCUCGGCCAACCUGGGCGAGCUGGACUCGCUGGGGGCCAAGGCCGAGCACGGCAACAUCCUGAAAAAAACCGUGCACCAGAUCCAGCAGAUCGCGCGCCUCGAGCACGAAAAAAGCACGGAUGACGACGUGCAGAAAUCGGACAUCUCCUCCAGCAGCCAGGGCGUCAUCGAGAAGGAGUCGCUGGGGCCGCUGCUGCUCGAGGCCCUGGACGGGUUCUUCUUCGUGGUGAACCGCGAGGGCCGCAUCGUGUUCGUGUCGGAGAACGUGACGGGCUACCUGGGCUACGGGCAGGAGGAGCUGAUGAACUCCAGCGUCUACAGCAUCCUGCACGUGGGCGACCACGCCGAGUUCGUCAAGAACCUGCUCCCCAAGUCCCUGGUGAACGGGGUGCCGUGGCCGCAGGAGCCGGCGCGGCGCGGCAGCCACACCUUCCAGUGCCGCAUGCUGGUGCGGCCGCCCGACGAGGCCGGCGCGGAGCAGGCGGAGCUGCGGCAGCGCUACGAGGCCAUGCAGUGCUUCACCGUCAGCCAGCCCCGCGCCUUCCAGGAGGAGGGCGAAGAUUUCCAGUCGUGUCUGAUCUGCAUCGCGCGGAGGCUGCCGCGCCCGGCGGCGCCGGCCCCCACCGAGUCCUUCGUCACCAAGCAGGACACCACAGGAAAAAUCAUCUCCAUCGACACCAGCUCGCUGCGCGCCGCCGGCCGGACGGGCUGGGAGGAUCUGGUCAGGAAAUGCAUCUACGCCUUCUUCCAGCCCCAGGGCCGCGAGCCCUCCUACGCCAAGCAGCUCUUUCAGGAAGUGAUGACGCGGGGCACGGCCUUCAGCCCCUCGUACCGCUUCACGCUGAGCGACGGCUCCGUGCUGAGCGCGCACACCAAGUGCAAGCUGUGCUACCCCUCGAGCCCGGAGCUGCAGCCCUUCAUCAUGGGCAUCCACAUCAUCGACAGGGAUCACGGGAUCCUGUCCCCCCAGGACGCCCCCCGCGCCGGCGCGGCCCUGGCCAGGGCGAAUCCCGGCGCUGCCCCGGCGCCGGGCAUGGCGCUGCCGCCGCCCCUCCCUCCCUCCAACGGCUCCGCCAUGCCGGGACCCCCCCCCUCGGGCCAGGGGAAUUUCGGGAAUCCUCUGGGAUCCAGCGUUGCCUUAAGCCAGACUCCCGGCAGUUCCCACCCGCUGGCGCACGGCGGCUCCCCCAUGAACAGCCCCGGCGUGGCGGCGCCGCCGUUCCUGUCGCCGCGGCACCGCGGCAGCCCGGGCUCCGCUCCGCGAUCCCGGGCUGCUCCCGGCAAUCCCUUCUCGCCAUCCAUGCACUCCCCGGCUUCAUCAUCCUCCUCAUCCUCCUCAUCCUCCUCGGGGAACUCCCGGCCUUUCCCCAGCGCUCCCCUCAACGCGGCGCUGCCGGAGCCGCCGGCAAACCCGGCGUUCUUGAGGCAGCCGAGCUCCCAGAGCUCCCCCGGCCGCAAAGCCGACGCCAAGGACUCCAAGGAAAUCUCCUCCAUCCUCGGCGACAUCAUCCAAGGGGACGAGAAGCCCCCGGAGCCGGGAACGCCGCGCGGAUCCGAGGCUGGGGACAGCGGGAAGUGUCCCCAGGGCACGAGCCACCGGCUGGUGCAGCUGCUGGCCAGCACGGCCGAGCAGCAGCUGCGGCACCACGCCGAGGCCGCCGACGCCAAGGAGGCCGCGCUGGCGUGCGCCGGCGUGGCCGGGAGCGCCGGCCCGGCGCCGCCGCCGUGCCCGUCCUCGCACAGCUCGCUGACCGAGCGCCACAAGAUCCUGCACCGCCUGCUGCAGGAGGGCAGCCCCUCCGGCGCCGCCGAGCACGACAAGAAGGAGAAUUCCAACGUCGGGAAUUCCGGUGUCGGGAAUUCUGGCGUUGGGAAUUCCGGCGUGGGGAAUUCCGGCGCGGCGGAGGCGGAGAAGAAGAAGGAGUGCAAGGAUCACCAGCUGCUGCGGUACCUGCUGGACAAGGACGAGAAGGAGGCGGCGGCGCCGGCGCUCAGCCUGGACGACGUCAAGGUCAAGGUGGAGAAGGGCGAGGCCGCCGAGCCCUGCCCGGCCCCGCCCGCCGGCGUUCCCAAAAUUCCCGCCGCCGCGCCGGAGGAGGUCAAGAUGGAGGCGCCGGGGCAGCUCUCGGCCGAGCUGGAGCAGCUGGAGCAGCUGCUCCCGUCCCUGGAGAAGGCGGCGCCCGUUCCCGGCAUCGCGGCCCUGGAGCGCGGCGAGCCGGGGCCGCCGCAGCCCCGAGCCCCCCCAGGGCUGCCGGAGCUGGAGCUGGGGGUUCCCGACCCCGGGCUGGGAAUUCCGGGAAUUCCGGGAAUUCCGGAGCCGCUGCCGUGGCCCAAGAGCGACGAGCCGUGUCCCCUGGAGGAGCUGCUGGCGGCCCCGGGCAGCGCCGAGGGCCGCAGCGAGGAGAAGGCGCUGCUGGAGCAGCUGGUGACGUUCCUGAGCGCCAGGGACGAGACCGAGCUGGCCGAGAUCGACCGAGCCCUGGGCAUCGACAAACUGCUGCAGGGCGGCGCUCUGGACGCGCUCGGUGACCGCUUCCAGCCGCUGCCGGCGCCGCCGCCUCCCUCGCUGCUGCCGGAGCCCCGAGCCGCCGCCAUGUUCCCGCAGCCCUUCCCGCCCUCCUCCGCCUCCGCCUCCAGCUCCUCCUCCCCGGCCGCUCCUUUCCCGGCGAUGCUGCGGCCCAAGCCGCCCUUCGCAGCCGUCCCCAGUGCCCCUCCUGCUCCUCCUGCUGCUCCUGCACCUCCGGCUGCUCCUCCCUGCGGCCGCCGCGCGGCGGCGCGGGGGCGCGCGGAACCUUCCAGAACAGCGCCGGGAGCGCCUUGGGCAUGGCGCGGGCCCCGGGGCUGGGCCGGCCGCGCCGGCGCCCCCAACCAGCUCCGGCUGCAGCUGCAGCAGCGCCUGCAGGGCCAGCAGCAGCUGCUGCAGCAGAACCGGCAGGCGGCGCUGCUGGGGCACUUCGGGGCUCCCGUGGGGCUCUCGCUGCGCGCCGGGAUCCCGCAGCAACCGCAGCCCCCGCUGAACGCGCAGAUGCUGGCGCAGCGGCAGCGGGAGCUCUACAGCCAGCAGCACCGGCAGCGGCAGCUGAUGCAGCAGCGCGCGCUCCUCCUGCGCCAGCAGCAGCAGCAGCAGCAGCAGCAGCAGCAGCAGCAGCAGCAGCAGAGCUUCGGCAGCUCCGCCCUGGGCGCGCCGCGGCUGCCGCAGGGCGCGGCGCAGCAGUUCCCCUUCCCGCCCGGCUACGGUACGAGCAGCGGUGCCGGCGGCGGUGCCGGCGGCGGCUUCGGCGGUCCCGAGGCGCUGGGGAGCCGCGGGGGCCUCGGCGGCAGAGGGAUGAUGGCGGCGCCCUUCGGAGCCGGGAUGGGCCCGGGCGGCGUGCAGCAGAACCUCUUCCAGUACUCGGGGGCAGGGAUGGCGCCGCAGAGCGACCCGUCGGGAUUCGCGCCGGCGCUCAGCCCCGGCAGCCCCAUGAUGUCGCCGCAGCUGCCGCCGGCGCCGCCCGCGCCCGGCUACCAAUCGCCGGAGCUGAAAUCCUGGCAGGCCGGAGCCGUCGGCAACAACGGCGUUUUCGGGCCGGCGGGCGCGGCGGCUCCGCAGGGGAUGUACAACAACAUGAGCAUCACCGUCUCCAUGGCCGGCCCCGGCGUUCCCAGCGUUCCCGGCCCCGGCGUGCCCGGCCCCGGCUCCGGCGGCGUUCCCGGCUCUGGCGUUCCCGGCUCCGGCGGCGUUCCCGGUGUUCCCGGCAUGGGCGGCGGCAUGGCCAUGAACCCCGUCAUGGCCGGCAUCAACUCCAUGUGCUCGGAGCAGGUGGCGGAGGCGGCGCUGCGGCCGCCCGGGCUCUACUGCGGCCAGCUGGGCUCCGGCGAGCUGCUCAAGGCCGACGCCGACGGCGCCCAGGUGCAGCAGGUGCAGGUGUUCGCCGACGUGCAGUGCACCGUCACUGGUGGGGAUCCCUACCUCAACGCGCCGGCGCCGCUGGGCACCGCCAAGAGCGCCGGCGCCGUGCCGGCCGCGCCGCCGCCGGGCCAGGGCAAGAGCCUCCUGCAGCAGCUGCUCACCGAGUGACGCCGGCACCCCAAAAACCCCAAAAUGGACUGG